AUGGCAAAAACCAUAGAAGACGUUAAGGAGAGACUCGAGGCAUUCCAGGGGAUCUUAUCGUUCUGGAACAAGUCCCUCAGAGAAUCAACACCUAAUGAACAAGUGGGCAAGGCCAAAGUGGUUAACCCAUUGGAAGAGGUAAACAAGUUAGCUAAGUUAAUCAAAGCGCAUUCUACUAAAACAGGUAUAGCCUUUUCAUCUGCAACUAUUGGGAAGCAUUGUGAUGCUGGAUAUGAUUGUAUUCAGAAAUUGAGUGAAAGCAUGAUGUUUAUGCUUCAGAUCCGUUUUGAAUUGAACCCAACAGAAAUGUCACAAUUGCACUAUGACGAAGUGUUCCAGUUGAUCAUCUCACUUUUCGAGGCCAGUACUUCGUUUUCAACUGAAUUGAUUAAGCUUGUUGAUGAAGUGGAAGCAGCCAAGGAUGGCGGUAAUGAUAAUGAAGCAGCAGCAGGAAGUGAUAAGUUAGAUAAUACCACUGAGGGUACGAUAGAUAGUGGUAGAUUGGUUUCUGUGGGUAGAAUGUGGUCUAUUUGUGAUGAGCUUGUUCUGGUGGUUCAAGGUGGCAAAGUAGCAGUUUUAUCAAAGAAACUUAAACAAAGUAUCGCGUUGAUAGACGAUGGGCUCGAGGAAUUUGCUGAAUGGACUGAGAAUCCAGACUCUUUUGAUAUUGAAGAUCCCUUUGGAUUCUCCGAUGAGUUUGAUUCAGAUGAAGAAGAUGAUACAAGAGUUCCUACACACGAAGUGAAUGAAAGUGAUGAUGAAGAUGAUAAAACAGAAUUGUUGGCAUUUGCAAAGGUCUGGUUACAAAAUAUCAAGUUGAUUAAACUUCUACUUAACUCUCUUGCGAAAUCGCUUUCUUCAGCUACUAAGGGGCAGGUCAUUGAUACCAUCUACAAAACACAGCUUAACGUGGUCGGACUUAUAGACAAACUUAUAGUCGAUUUGAUGAUGGACCAAGUAAUCGACGAUGAAAUUGAAGGCUAUGGUAAGGAAAUUGGAUCUAAUUGUUUCAAGAUUGUCAAGAUUACAAAGGAUGUCAACAAGCAGAAUGAAUCCAAAGUCAAGUGGUGUACAGCAUGGGAAGCUAAAUUUACGGAUAAUAAUAAUAAAAAUAAUAAAAAUAAUAAUAAUAAUAAUAAUAACUAA
Lizanozyma spartinae is the source of this 1146-nucleotide messenger RNA. RefSeq lists its product as uncharacterized. Gene Ontology annotation, biological process: regulation of cell cycle. Gene Ontology annotation, cellular component: nucleus. The record is from RefSeq and is a predicted model, not a curated record. The transcript has a single exon. Bases 1 to 1146 code for a protein of 381 amino acids. Lineage: Eukaryota; Fungi; Ascomycota; Pichiomycetes; Serinales; Debaryomycetaceae.